UUUUUGUUUAACUUAACUUUUGAAAUGCCGGUUUGAGAGUGAUUCUCUAAUUUCAGAAAUUAGCAAUGGUUUAGGUACAUAUAUAGAAUAAUAAUAAUAAUAAUAAAUGGAAAAAGAAAAGCCAGAGAAGAGCAAACAAGAAAAGGGCAAGUGUCAAAAGUGGGCGAGCAUGCGGGGGUUGAGUUAGAGAAGAGUGGGCUGAGAUUCAGACCGAGACUGGGCCUGUGGGGUGAGGGUUCGGUUGCGUGUGGGUGUGGGUAGCAGUGCAUCAUAGAGGGAGGGGUGGGUGGCGGCAUAACCCUUUCUUUCCUCACUUUUAGUUUUUCAUCAAAUGCUUAGCUCCGUAAUAGAAGCUUGGUACUGAAAGCAGAGGGCGAGCUUAACUCUUGACUGUAAUUUUCAAAACUACUUGAAGCUACCUAGCUAGCUUGGUCUGCAGCUUCUUCACGUGGAUUUCUUUUUUACAAUAGAGAGAAUAGAUAGAAGAAUCAGCAGAUGGAAGAUCGAGGUGAAAGGAGAUUUUGAGGAAUUGGCAUGGGUGGGUAGCCAGCGGCUGUUAGAUGUGAAUAACUGAUAUAGUAUAUAUCUUGUGGGGUGUUCUCAUUUUCAGUCAUCAAUGGCGAUAUCAACCACCCUGCAGUAGUACAACUCUGCUACACUUUAAUUUGGAGUCUUGGUAGAUUUUCAGUUCAUGAUAUAUUAAUUGUUGAUGGAAGAAAAGAUCAGUGGGCGCGGCAGAUCAUCGUCACCAAGGUUUAUGAUCAUCAACAGAACCCCUCUGUUUUACGGCAUCUCCAUCUUCUUCUUCUCCGCUUGUGCGCUGUUCCACACCAUGGCCGGCACCAGAACCACUUGCUUAGAUCUCAGGUGUUCCUUGACUGGUAAAGCUGAGUUGUAUUUUCAGGAAUUUGAACAGAGUGUAAGUACUGCGGCGGAGAAAGGAGGGCAUGUGACAAAUAAUAUUAAUAUGAAAUCAGAGCUGAAGACGAAGAUGGCGAGGAGGAGGAGCACCAAAGGCAGAACUAAUUAUAAUAGAAGAGCAGAGGCUAAAUAUUACUACUCCGUGAUGAUGAGGCGGCAGAGGAGGUAUUUGAGCGGACCGGGCUCGUCGCCGCCGCGGUGCACCGGCAAGUGCGGCAAGUGCACGCCGUGCAAGCCGGUGCACGUGCCGGUUCCGCCGGGGACGCCGGUCACCACCGAGUAUUACCCUGAAGCUUGGCGGUGCAAAUGCGGAAACAAAUUAUACAUGCCUUAAGGAAUUAAUUAAUUAAUACUGAUAUAUCCAUCCACCGAAAUAUCUCAUCUCAUGCAUGCAUGCAAUGUACGUAUAUACCCAUGCAUACAUAUAAAGCUAGCUAAUUAAUUAUUUAAUCAUAAAAUUUUGUAUUUAGCUAGCUAGCUAGCGCUAUAAUACAUCAUUUGAUAUAUUAAUUAAUAUGCAAUUAUGCAUGUGUAAUGCUUAGCUUGAAUUAAUUACCUAUUAUGUAUGCAUCACCGACGCUUGAGUGAAGUGUUUGAAUGGAUUAUGUAGUGCUAAUUUACAUGAUUAUGUAAAGAUUUUGCUAAUUAACAUUA
Malania oleifera is the source of this 1575-nucleotide messenger RNA. RefSeq names its product EPIDERMAL PATTERNING FACTOR-like protein 3. NCBI's taxonomy places the organism in Eukaryota, Viridiplantae, Streptophyta, Magnoliopsida, Santalales, Ximeniaceae. The transcript has 4 exons. Gene Ontology annotation, biological process: stomatal complex development; guard cell differentiation. Bases 710 to 1255 code for a protein of 181 amino acids. The record is from RefSeq and is a predicted model, not a curated record.